Molecule: messenger RNA, 1376 nt
Organism: Schizophyllum commune H4-8
Lineage: Eukaryota; Fungi; Basidiomycota; Agaricomycetes; Agaricales; Schizophyllaceae
Exons: 3
Coding region: 1-1176 (391 amino acids)
Source: RefSeq, a predicted model, not a curated record
AUGUCUGGCUCACCGUCGAACUACGCUGACUUUCAGAACGACCGCCCUACGCUGCCGCCCAUUCAAGAGCUCUCUCGUCCUUCCGUACCCCUUGAACCGCCAUCCAGCAUCCUCGCCCGCUUGAGCGUCGCGGACGACGACCACGACGUCCGCCGCCGAGGUAGUAGUAGCGUGCAUGGCAUCUACUCCCCGCCUCUCCAGCAGCGGUCCUUGUCUGGACCUAAGCCUCCUCUCCGACCCUCUGACGCGGCAGCGAGCCCCACCUACACGUCGUCGCUAUUGCCGCCGACAGCAAGCAGCUCGCGAUAUGUCCCCUCACGUUCCAUGUCCUUUUCCGCUCCGUCCUCGUCCAGGUUGAGCGACGCGCCCGCAGGCCUUCGCCAGAAUCUACCCCAUCGUAACUCGAUCUCCACCUCCACCUACGCGAUGGAUAAUCGCGGGGAGGAGCGCACCCCUAUCGCGCGCUAUGGACCGCCAAGUGCGCGCUUCGUGGUACCCGGUGUCCGCGAGGGGGCCCCAUGGGCCGGGACCAUAACGACAUCCGUAGACAGAAGCCGCCACGCGGAGGAUGAUGAGCAGACGCCCGUCGCUCGCACGCUCGGCACGUCUUCACCCCCAACGGCGUUCAGCCACGUCCCGCUACAAGCCCCGCCAAGCGUCAGCGGCGCCAAGUACGAGUGCACGUACUGUGGGAAGGGCUUCAACCGUCCGAGCAGCCUGAAGGUGAGAUCCCCUCGUCUUACUUCACACCAGGGCUCACCCCACCGCAGAUCCAUCUCAACAGCCACACCGGAGAAAAACGUUGGUCCUGAUUUCCGCCCCGCCACGCAUGAUACUGAUACUACCGUAGCUUUUGUGUGUCCCGUCGAGGGCUGCGGGCGCAGCUUCAGCGUCUUGAGCAACAUGCGCCGGCACGCCCGCGUCCACAGCAGUGGCGACUCCUCCGUCAAGGCGGCAGACUCGAGCGACGAAGGGGGCGAGCGCGGGGCGUCCCCCAUGCAGGCCAGCAGCUCCGCCUCUUCACGCGGCUCGGUCGAUUUCUCAACAUGGCGACAACAGCGCCGUCGUGAUAGUAUCGCGUCGGCUACGUCUACGACGAGCUCGCGACGUAGUAGAAGCGCGUCAAUAGCGUCAGAUGACGAAGAAGCCGCACGGCCUGGCAAGCGGCGCAAGUAGAGACGGGGAAGGACGUGGGGGUGCGCGCGCCGCCUUCGAGCUCGUCUUCUCCCGCGCCAUGCACGAGCCCUAGGGCUGGACACCUUGCCUUCGCAUUCUGAUUACUGGGGUUCUGCCGUCUAGCUAUUUAUCCCGGUAUUUAUUCGCCAUGCACCUGUACCACCGCUCCUUGUAACGUCCUACAUUGGCACCAUUAUUCC